AUGCCUUCCUACGUCGUGACCGGAGCAUCCCGAGGUCUGGGUCUCCAAUUCGUCAGCACCCUAUCCAGCGAUACGCAGAAUGUAGUCGUCGGACUCGUUCGCAACAGAGCAGCGGCAGAGAAAGCUUUCGGAAAAGCUGUGCCGAAGAAUCUCAGCUUUUUGGAGGCGGACAUUACGGAUCUUGAUGCUCUCAAGUCGGCAGCGACAGAGACGGCGAGAUUGACAGGAGGCGGUCUCGACUAUUUGAUCAACAAUGCCGCAUUGAUCUCGAAUACGAGUCGCUACCGAACUCUGGGCGAUUUCGCCGAUGAUCCCCAGACCCUGAUCAAGGACCUCCAAGUCAGUUUCGAGACCAACGUCAUCGGCGUGAUCAACACCGUCAACACCUUCAUCCCUCUGCUUCGUAGAGGUCGAGAGAAGAAGGUCUUCACGUUGUCAACCGGCGUGGCGGAUGUCGAUUUUCUUAACCAGUUGGAUAUCGCUGUUUCUGCUCCUUAUUCCAUCAGCAAAGGCGCCGUCAACGUUGCUGUUGCCAAGUACAAUGCGCUUUACAAAAGUGAGGGAAUCUUGUUCAUGGCUAUUAGCCCGGGUCUUGUGGACACGGGGGAACUCGUGCCAAGCUCCGAUAAUGCCGAGGACAUGAAAGCGUUUCAAGAUGUGGUGGGUAAAUUCGCAGCCUAUGCACCACAUUUUACGGGUCCAAUUACGCCUCAGGAAUCUGUAAACCUCAUGUUGAAGCUUUUUGAAAAAAGUAGCAUCAGCAACGGCAACGGUGGGACCUUCGUUUCACAAUUUGGAAACAAGCAGUGGCUUUGA
Letharia columbiana is the source of this 816-nucleotide messenger RNA. RefSeq lists its product as uncharacterized. NCBI's taxonomy places the organism in Eukaryota, Fungi, Ascomycota, Lecanoromycetes, Lecanorales, Parmeliaceae. The record is from RefSeq and is a predicted model, not a curated record. The coding region runs from base 1 to 816 and encodes 271 amino acids. The transcript has 5 exons. Gene Ontology annotation, molecular function: oxidoreductase activity, acting on the CH-OH group of donors, NAD or NADP as acceptor.